Drosophila serrata is the source of this 345-nucleotide messenger RNA. RefSeq lists its product as uncharacterized. NCBI's taxonomy places the organism in Eukaryota, Metazoa, Arthropoda, Insecta, Diptera, Drosophilidae. The record is from RefSeq and is a predicted model, not a curated record.
UCCGCGCCUCGAAGUGAAACGAAAUGGGUCACCUGGAGUUGGAUUUCAGGGCUAUUCCCAGGCUGCAUGGCAAGCAAAAUUACUGGCAGUGGCGCAUCCUGUUGAAGGCCUACCUCGAGGCCAACGAACUGUGGAAGCACAAUGAGCCCAAGGAGAGUCCCCAAACAAAAUUCCUGAUUUUGGCCAGUAUCGAGGGCGAUAAGAUUGAGCCGGCAUACGAUGACCAGACAUGUUCAUAUAUAUUCCAAAAUUUGGAGAGCCGCUUUGGGCCAUAUAGUUAAAGUUUCCAAUUUGAGAAAUAUUAUUUAAAUGGAAGGAAAAAUAUAUUCAGCUUUUGAUCAUUGA